Messenger RNA from Notechis scutatus (mainland tiger snake), 1682 nucleotides. NCBI's taxonomy places the organism in Eukaryota, Metazoa, Chordata, Lepidosauria, Squamata, Elapidae. The record is from RefSeq and is a predicted model, not a curated record.
AUGCCGGAGAGGAGCCCGCCGAGGCGCGCGCCAACGGGUUUCCCUUGUGAGACUCGCCCAGAUACCCGCGGAAAUGCAGCUGUUUCCUUGCUGAUCAGCUGGUGGCUGUUUCCCUGUUUCUGGCAGGUGGAAUUGUGGCUGUUGGGUUCUGACCGUUACAUCCCUGAAGAGAGAGAAAAAAGGACGGGGAACAGAAGAAAUGGAAGGAUUGUGGCAGAAAUUCUGGAGCUUAGAAGCUGCAAGAAAUGCCCAGAAAGCCACAAAUUUGGAGGGCUGCGUGGAAAGAGGCAGAAGGGCUGUUUGAGGAGCAGGGGCCCCGCAAGCUGGGCGAUGAAGGGCCCCCUCCUGCCCGUCAGCAGAGACCGGAGGAUCUCGGACUUCCCCAAGUGCUACACCCCCGAGGCCUGUCUGCAGCUGAGGGAGGACUUCCACGCCCAGGUGAGGGCGGCCUGUCAGCGGAGGAACCCUGGGACCGUUGGGCUAAAGAUCUCCAAAGUGGUCGUGGUGGGAGACCUCUGCGUUGGAAAAACAAGCCUUAUCAACAGGUUUUGCAAAGAGGUUUUUGACCGGGAUUACAAGGCAACGAUUGGCGUGGAUUUUGAAAUUGAGCGUUUUGAGAUCGCUGGGGUGCCCUACAAUCUUCAGAUAUGGGACACGGCCGGCCAGGAGAAGUUCAAGUGCAUCGCGUCUGCCUACUACAGAGGAGCGGAAGUAAUUAUCACCGUCUUCGACUUGGCUGACAUCCAGACUUUGGACCACACCAAACGGUGGCUGGAGGACGCCCUGCGGGAGAACCACCCCGGAUCCAGUUUUGUGUUUUUGGUGGGAACCAAGAAGGAUCUGCUGGUGAGCCUGAAGAAAUCUUAUCUCCAGAACCAAGGUGGCCGGUUGGGCAUCCCAUCUGCAGCCCAAUACUGGACAAUUUCUCUUUCUGCAGGGGAAAACGUCAAGGACUUUUUUUUCCGGGUCGCUGCCUUGGCCUUCGAGAGGUCUGUGCUAAUGGAGCUGGAGAAGAGCUGCAACCGGCUGCUGCCAAUCGGCACAGGGGACUUCAUCAGGAUAGAAGAAAACGCGGCCUCUUCACCUGGAUCUCGUCCGUCCAACCUGAACUGCUGCUAAUGGCUUCCAGGGGAGACACCGUAAGCUGCCCCCAUUGCUCUUAGACGAGCAGGAAAUCAACUGGGUCUCCAAGAACCACAAGGAGGGCAGCAGAGCCAGUCCCCACCUUCGCUCCUCCCGAAGCCCUCUGAGCCAUGGAGGAGGAGCCGCCUUUCUCUCCCUGGAAACUCUUUGUGCUCCAAAUGCGGAGCAUUCGGCCUUCUCGUUACCUAUUGGAGGUGGUACAAACGGACCAGGUCUGCUGACUGGGCUAAUUCAGGGCAACCCCCCCCCCCCAACCAGCUGAGCCUUCUUGGCAGCCGCAAAUUGAACCGGACGUCUAGUUAAAGCUUAACCGUGAAAUAGCUGUUAAAACCGGCAGGAGGAGUUUGAACCAAGAGGGAGAUAUCUGGAGUGAGAAAACCCCCGACUGUCUCCGAUUUAGGGCCUGUCUAGUGGAGAGCAUCUUGCACUGAAUUGUUUGAAUUACUCGCUAGCUUGGCUUAGAAUUACUGCCAGAGCAACUCCUGUAAAAACAGGCCUUUUAUUUUCAUGCAGAAUUAAAGGCUGUGCCGGAGACCCCA